Molecule: messenger RNA, 1477 nt
Organism: Megalops cyprinoides (Indo-Pacific tarpon)
Lineage: Eukaryota; Metazoa; Chordata; Actinopteri; Elopiformes; Megalopidae
Gene: rbms2b
Product: RNA binding motif, single stranded interacting protein 2b
Exons: 14
Coding region: 115-1314 (399 amino acids)
Cellular component (GO): nucleus; ribonucleoprotein complex; cytosol
Molecular function (GO): poly(A) binding; mRNA 3'-UTR binding; poly(U) RNA binding
Source: RefSeq, a predicted model, not a curated record
ACAACAGAAGGACCCAAAAUCGCUUUCCCAGAUUCCAAGCUGAGUUUCCCGAGCUGACGUCAGCUGACUGCCUUGGCUGCAUUCGCCGCUCCGGACAUAGCUAGGGCUGUGAAAAUGCUGCUCUCCGUUCCGCCAAGGACAGGAGUCAACCCAUACAACGGCUAUAACAGCAGAAACAGCAAAAAGCAGGCCUAUGUGUCUUCCAACCAGCAGAUGGCGCCACCCAGUCCCAACACCAACAGCAGCAGCAACAGCAGCAGUGGGGGAGGGGAGCAGCUGAGCAAGACUAACCUGUACAUCCGCGGUCUUCACCCAGGGACCACAGAUCAGGACCUAGUCAAGCUAUGCCAACCGUAUGGCAAGAUUGUGUCCACCAAGGCCAUCCUGGACAAGACCACCAACAAGUGCAAAGGGUAUGGCUUUGUCGACUUCGACAGUCCAGCCGCGGCGCAGAAGGCAGUGGCGGCGUUGAAGGGCAGCGGAGUUCAGGCUCAGAUGGCCAAGCAACAGGAGCAGGACCCCACAAACCUGUACAUCUCCAACCUACCGCUGUCCAUGGACGAGCAGGAGCUGGAGAACAUGCUGAAGCCCUUCAGCCAGGUCAUCUCCACCCGCAUCCUGCGCGACACCAAUGGGACCAGCCGUGGUGUGGGCUUUGCUAGGAUGGAGUCAACAGAGAAGUGUGAAGCCAUCAUUCAGCAUUUUAAUGGCAAAUACAUCAAGACUCCACCAGGAGUACCAGUGCCCACAGAACCCUUGUUGUGCAAGUUUGCGGAUGGAGGACAGAAAAAGCGGCAGAACCAGGGGAAGUACCUCCAAAACGGGCGGCCCUGGACCAGAGAUGGCGAGACGGGAGGAAUGACGCUAACAUAUGACCCCACAACAGCUUUACAGAACGGGUUUUACUCGCCCCCAUACAGCAUCGCCCCAAAUCGAAUGAUCGCGCAGACCUCCAUCUCACCCUAUAUGCAUUCUCCCGUCUCGUCUUACCAGGUCCACAGCCCCUCCUGGAUGCACCACCAGUCGUACCUCAUGCAGCCAGCUGGCACGGUCCUGGCCCCCACGUUGGACCACGCUAUGUCCAUCCAGCCCAGCUCCAUGAUGGGCCCCAUCACACAGCAGCUCAGCCACCUCUCUCUGGGCAGCACGGGCACGUAUCUGCCAGCCAACACAGCUAUGCAAGGGACCUACAUCCCACAGUACACCCCAGUGCCUCCCUCUAGUGUCUCUGUGGAGGAAAACAGCGGGCAGCAACAGCAGGUUGCCAUGGAGACGCCCUCAGAACACACAGCCUACUACCAGCACAGCAAGUGAAGCAGAGCUGUUCCUACAGGAAGUACGUCCCUGAAGAGACCCGCUGUAGCGCCUCUGAGGGUGGUCCUCGGCUCCACGUACAAACUCUGGAAUCUCGCGCUGGACAUUACAGGGAAGACAAAAGGAACAGCUUUCUUUUUUAAAGAGAAACACCCAUUUCACC